AUGUUCCAUAUCCACUGUCAUAGAUACAGUUUGAACUUCAAAGGAAUUCCCUACCGUACCGAAUGGAUCCAAUACGUCGAUAUUGAAGCCCACGCGAUCGAACACGAGAUACCUCCUUCGUCGAAGAAACCAGACGGCAAGCCUCAUUACACCCUUCCGGCCAUCUACGACGAGUCGACGGGUGUUAAGCUAUCAGACUCGCUCGUCAUCGCCGACUAUCUCGAGAAGACGUACCCGAACACCCCGCCACUCUUUCCUAACAAUACGCGUGCCUUGCAAGGCGCGUUCGAGCCCCCCGUCUUCGCCAACAUGAGCGCCGUCGCCCAGUUCUCUCUUCCCUACCUCGUUUCUGGGAAGUUCUUCACCCAACGUGGAGAGAAGCAUUAUCGCACCCUUAGGGAGCCUGGUUUUGGACAGCGCCUCGAAGAUAUACUGCCCGUUGGGGAAGCGCGCGUGAGGGAAUGGGAGCGCUUCAAGAACGACGUUGGGGAUAUUGCCUCCUGGUACGACAAGAAUGGCAGCAAGGGGCCGUUCGUCCUCGGAGAAGCCCCUUCAUGGGCUGACUUUGUCGUUGCGUCGUAUCUUGUGUGGUUAAGGGUUAUCUGGGGAGAAGAAAGCGAGGAGUGGAAGGAUCUUGAGGCGUGGCAUAAUGGACGGUGGAAAAAUCUGUUUAUUGCGAUUAGGAAGUAUGAAAAGAUUGUAUAA
Messenger RNA from Cyclocybe aegerita, 705 nucleotides. Lineage: Eukaryota; Fungi; Basidiomycota; Agaricomycetes; Agaricales; Hemipholiotaceae. The record is from the annotation of a GenBank genome assembly.